This is a messenger RNA of Xiphias gladius (swordfish), 2095 nucleotides long. RefSeq names its product ELOVL fatty acid elongase 8b (gene elovl8b). The transcript is spliced from 8 exons. Lineage: Eukaryota; Metazoa; Chordata; Actinopteri; Istiophoriformes; Xiphiidae. The record is from RefSeq and is a predicted model, not a curated record. Gene Ontology annotation, cellular component: endoplasmic reticulum membrane. Gene Ontology annotation, biological process: very long-chain fatty acid biosynthetic process; fatty acid elongation, monounsaturated fatty acid; fatty acid elongation, polyunsaturated fatty acid. Gene Ontology annotation, molecular function: fatty acid elongase activity. Bases 439 to 1230 code for a protein of 263 amino acids.
CGACAUAAAGUAAAAAGCUUUUUGGCGAGAAACAGCGCCCCCUACCGCGCUCAACUAAUAGCUCGACCGAUCCUAUCAGAAAAUACUUGCAAUACCAAAGCGGAGAAAAAACAGGAAAUGCUCCAAACGGUCGCGGUGCUGUCUCCAGUUAUAUUCAAAGCCACUCGGGUGGAGUAGAAGUCCACAUUGUACCCGUGUCCGGUUCCCCUUCGCCGAGCCGUGGGUCAGCCUGUGGUUUCUUGCAGCGGAGCCGUUUUUUCCAGUGUGGCCGCUCGCCCCAGUGUGUCGCCGGGACGCGGGACGCGGGUCUGGGCUGGAAUUCAGGGCGUGCUGCACGUUGAACUUUGAAAGUAAUUAUUUGCCAAACAGCUCCGGGGAGUGUCCAAAGGUUCUGCACCGUCGUCUUCUCAACCGUCCUGCCGAAACACCGUCUGCAAGAUGGCUUCUGCCUGGGAAAGUGUCUUGUCUGUGCACCAGAGGAUAGUGGACAACGGAGACAAGAGGACGGACGCGUGGGUGCUGGUCUACUCCCCUGUCCCGGUGUCACUCAUCUUCCUGGUUUACCUCUGUGUGGUCUGGGCUGGCCCUCGUCUGAUGAAACACAGGGAACCCGUUGACCUCAAAGUAGUUCUCAUUGUUUACAACUUCGCCAUGGUCGGCCUGUCUGCCUACAUGUUUUAUGAGUUCCUGGUCACUUCAUGGCUCUCCAACUACAGCUACCUCUGUCAGCCUGUAGAUUACAGCACCAGCCCGCUGGCAAUGAGGAUGGCCAGAGUCUGCUGGUGGUUUUUCUUCUCCAAGAUCAUAGAGCUCUGUGACACGCUCUUCUUCAUCCUGAGGAAGAAGAACUGUCAGCUGACUUUCCUUCAUGUCUACCACCACGGCACCAUGAUCUUCAACUGGUGGGCCGGAAUCAAGUACGUGGCGGGAGGACAGUCGUUCUUCAUCGGCCUGGUCAACACCUUUGUUCACAUAGUGAUGUACUCUUACUACGGCCUGGCUGCGAUUGGCCCCCACAUGCAGAAGUACCUGUGGUGGAAACGAUACAUCACGUCUCUGCAGCUGCUGCAGUUUUUCAUGUUCCUCCUGCACACGGGCUACAACCUGUUCACAGAGUGCGACUUCCCCGACACCAUGAACAUGGUGGUGUUUGGAUACUGUAUCACCCUCAUCAUCCUCUUCAGUAACUUCUAUUAUCAGAGCUACCUCAACAAGAAGAAGCAGAAAUAAGACGCGGCGGUGAGGGAGUGCCACACAAUCAGACACACCGGUGCUUUAAGGAGGGGAGCUGACGCGAAAGUAUUUUGUACAGUGAAUAAAAAGUGUUCUGUGUCUGCAAUACUCACCAGUGUCCACUAGAGGGCACAACCUGACUACAGUGUGAAGGUUUUUUUCUCAUGGUGCUCAUCAACUGUCUGUUAAACUCUACAGUCAAAAUUGAACACUGUAUAUUUUACAGACAUAUAGAUCUAAUGUUAACAAUUUAAGACCUCUGCAUUAUUUUUGAUUGUUAAAAAAAACCAUUGAGUGAUCAUUCAAUUAUUUAUUUCUUGAGUUGAGAAAUGACAAACAUUCAAAUGAUUGUUGUAAACAAACUGUACAUUUUAUACAUAUAAUAAUAAAGUAGGUUGGUUUCUCUGCAUUAUUGCAGAAUUAAUGAGCCCAAACCCUCCUCAGGAAAUAAAUCCAAAAGCACAAAAAAAAAAAAAAGAAACACUUAACAAAAUGCAGAAAGGCAAUUUUUUUUUCCACUGCUUAACAAACACGGCAAAAUGAUAUAUUCUUUUCUACACUUCAGUCUAAAACAGAUUGAAAGAUGUAGAUUAGAGAGAAAAAAAAAACAUGAGAGGAGGGAGAGGACAUUUCAUUUGAAGUCCAUUCAGGAGUGUUGUAGUGUCUGAAGUUUAUACAUUAAAGCCUAAAACACUGCAUGUGUAAGCUCAGUCUGUCUUGUACCGUAAAUGUGCAAGUCUUAGCACCAAUGUAACCAACUCAAAUUCUCUGUACAUGACGAGUUCUUGGCCAAUAAACCUGACUCAGAAUAUAAGAAGGAAAAGCUAAUGUCGCUUAUGGACAUCGACUGGAAGAUGUUUUA